This is a messenger RNA of Setaria italica (foxtail millet), 1501 nucleotides long. Its product is annotated as nudix hydrolase 20, chloroplastic. Lineage: Eukaryota; Viridiplantae; Streptophyta; Magnoliopsida; Poales; Poaceae. The transcript has 9 exons. Bases 61 to 1131 code for a protein of 356 amino acids. Gene Ontology annotation, molecular function: 8-oxo-dGDP phosphatase activity. The record is from RefSeq and is a predicted model, not a curated record.
AAGACCUUUGGCAUUUCCCGAUUUCUCCGGGUAGAACUGCUAUCACCGACGAUAUUCAUUAUGGCAACCAUCGCCGCCGCCGCCGCUCGCUGCAACUCCCCAGCCCGCCGCCAGCUCCUCACUCGCCGCUGCCUCCCGUUCUCCGUUUCCUUCUCCUCCGCCACGCCGCCCGCCGCCGCGGCGGGCUUCGGCUGGGCCGAUGCUCUCCGCGUCGCCGGCGACGGCGGGCGCGGCGACGAGUCCGACCUAUCCGGGUACUUCCGGAAGGUCGACACCUGCAACCGGGGAAUGGACAAAAGGGGGGAGUUCGUGAAGUUCUUGGUGGAGGAUCAAGUCGUGGGAUACAUCCACAAGGGAUUUGUCGAGCACCUCCGAGACUUCCAUGAUGUGUUUACCAUUGUCUCGGGCAACAAUGGCAGCAACACUCUGGAAAAUGUGUCUCUCCGGUCAUCGCUUAGGACGCCAGAGGAAAGAACAAAUGCUAUUGGAGAUGUCAUAAAAAACCUUGGAGAAUUGAUUCCAGGUAUUCGGAAUGAGCUCUACCCAGUAACAUCAUCUUAUGGCAUGCCUGUGUACUUCUCUCUGGAACGUGCUGCUGCUCCCUACUUUGGUAUAAAGGCUUACGGAGUUCAUAUGAAUGGAUAUGUUGAGAAAGAUGGUCAGAAAUUUCUUUGGAUUGGUAAGAGAAGUGAUGUGAAGCAAACAUAUCCGGGAAUGCUUGAUCAUCUUGUUGCUGGUGGCCUGCCAUAUGGAAUCUCAUGCAAAGAGAACAUCAUCAAGGAAUGUGAAGAGGAAGCUGGAAUUCCAAGAUCCGUAUCAACCAAUGCUACUUCUGUUGGAGCGAUUUCUUACAUGGAUAUUGAAGGCUUUAGAUACAAAAGGGAUGUCCUCUUCUGCUAUGACCUCAAACUUCUUGCAGAUUUUGUUCCUAAUAAUGAAGAUGGAGAGGUUGAUAGCUUCAGGCUAAUCCCUGUGCCACAUGCUGCAAACAUUAUCCGGAGGACAGAAUUUUUCAAGCCAAAUUGCAACCUUGUGAUCAUCGACUUCCUCUUCCGUCAUGGGUACAUAAACCCAGAUUCUCGCGGCUACCUAAAUCUGUUGCAAAGCUUGAGGAGCGGUGAUUGUUCUUAGCUGCCGUUUGCUGUUAAAUUUUUUUUGUUGACAAUUCACUUUUAUGAAAUAGAAAAAUCAUGGAGUAGGCUGGAAAGAUAGCUGAUCAUUGAUCAAAAAUAUUUAUGGGACUUAAUUGUCAAAUCUCACUAUGAACAGAGCAUUAUCUUCAGAGUUCUGUUGAUUAGAAUUAGCAACGGAUUAGUUUGAUUUAAGGGGACAAAAUAAGGAAGAAAUGAUACUGAAUAUGGAACUCUUGUUAUUCAGUUGUCUCGUCUGUUUUUAUUUUUUGGUUUGCUGUAGUUCCAGUACCUGUAUAUAGAUGGUGCUGAUGUAUCAUUGUGAAACUUGUUAAAGAUGUAGGUCUUUAGAUGCUUGUGAGUUGUGACCA